Messenger RNA from Triticum aestivum (bread wheat), 1896 nucleotides. RefSeq lists its product as uncharacterized. Lineage: Eukaryota; Viridiplantae; Streptophyta; Magnoliopsida; Poales; Poaceae. The coding region runs from base 1 to 1896 and encodes 631 amino acids. The transcript is spliced from 7 exons. The record is from RefSeq and is a predicted model, not a curated record.
AUGGCCACCAGGUGGACAAAGGCACGGAAACGUUGGUCUCCAGAUAUUGCGAAAAAUUGUUACCCUAUGUACCACCAGCAGUUUGAGAUACUUGAUGAGGCAGAAGUCACAUGGAACCCGUGGACUCAGGACCAGCUAAAAAUGGUCUUUGAUGCUCGACACUUCACACCAGGCAUGUUGACCGAUAGUGCAUUCUGGCUGACUCGCUGCAACUUAUUGUUCCUGUGGCUAACCAAUAUGGGCAGGGGUUGGAGUUUAUACGAUUGGAGGGAAGAGAACAGUGAAUGGGUACACAAGUGGACAAAUGAAGCGCUAGCAGAUAUAGUGCGUCAACUAAGGCCGUACGAUGGAAGUACAGAUCAAGCGUACAAGCAGUGGUACUGCAUGAACACACGUGCUAGCCUGGCCAGUCAGCUAGCUACUAUACCAACACAUCUCACACAAGAGGAGCAGGCGCGGAGACAUGUUGAGCUGCAUGCAGCUUACUAUCGUGACCACCUGCUUGAAAAUGUCAACGAAGUAGGGCAGAUGGCUACGGAUAGCAUGCCGGCCCAGGGCCCAUAUCGCAAGACAUUCCAGAAACUUUUGCAACAAUUCGUGGCAAAGAAGUUCAGAUGCGGUAGAGGCGACGACGUUGCCACUGGAGCAUACAUGCCGGUAGCGAGGUCAGCCAGACCGAGUGCGGCACCGUCGUCCAGACCGAGCGAGGCGCGUACGAGCCAUGAGCAAUGGGGGGAGGGUCCGAGUACUAGAACGACAUUGCCACGACAUGACUCAUCUCUACCACUGCAUCGCUCUUCUUCGAUGCAGCUUCGUCAGGGGCAGACAUCUCAGGACCAUGGCACGGGCUUGGAUUCGAUGCCCGAGCAGUUUCUUUCCCCUAACCCAUAUGCGUACACAGGAUAUGAUGCAUACACCCAAGGUGAGGGAUCUCAGCCGUUUCUCUCCACGCGAGGGAUCCCCAUGCCCGAGGAGACUCGUGUACCAGAUUUAAACCAGCACCAAGUACAAUGGCCAGACAGUAUAGGAGAGGGAUAUGCUCAGGACACACCUGAUGUUAAUUGGGGCGAUGAGAACACCCAACGCGGCGUCAACACAGGCCUCCGGGGAGCAUCACAUGAUCAUGGCGUCAACACAGGCCUCCGGGGAGCAUCACAUGAUCUUGGCGACACGGUUACAUCAUUAGUUACAGAGUUCUUCGGAGGGGAUGUUAUUGGCCCAUCUUUUAUCCCCCCGGAGUCACAACCAUACGCGUACAAUUACGCUUCAGGUUCGCAACAAGGAUUCGCGACUCCACCACCUACGCAGGACUCGCAGACACAUGAAGCCGAAUUGGAGUACGGCCGCGGUCUUCGUUAUGUUGAUUCGUCCGACGGCUCGUCGGACGAGGAGGAGUACUCUGAUGAGAUGGCGAUGAUGCAGGCGGCCCUUGAAGACGCGGAGCGUGUGGAGGAGCAUGUUCCCAUUUUCAAGGGCUCGAUCAAGGGUCAUCGAGUCGUCAACCGCAACAGGGUGCGCGUGCAUUCGACACAGAUGACCGACUACUUUGCCCUCGAUGCACUAUUCACUGACCAUUUUCGCCAGCGUUUUCGAAUGCGCAAGACUGUCUUCGAUCAUUUGUAUCAUGGUGUCCGGUCCUAUGAUGAGUAUUUCAUCCUGAAGAAGGACGCCGUGGAAACGAUUGGUUUCUCUGGUUACCAGAAGUGCAUGGCCGCACUUCGGUUGCUUGCAUAUGGCAUGACUGCUGAUUCGUGGGAUGAAUACAUAUGGAUGUCUGAUAGCACAUAUGGAGAUGCUAUGGUCAGAACUGCCCGAAGGCUUUACGAGGGCAAUAUCAGGGUCAUUUUAAGAAUGCUCACCAUUAUUUUUGAAACAGUUGCAUCACAUGAUUUUUGA